Messenger RNA from Hevea brasiliensis (rubber tree), 808 nucleotides. RefSeq names its product protein disulfide isomerase-like 1-3. Gene Ontology annotation, cellular component: endoplasmic reticulum. The coding region runs from base 68 to 808 and encodes 246 amino acids. Lineage: Eukaryota; Viridiplantae; Streptophyta; Magnoliopsida; Malpighiales; Euphorbiaceae. Gene Ontology annotation, molecular function: protein disulfide isomerase activity. The record is from RefSeq and is a predicted model, not a curated record. The transcript is spliced from 4 exons. Gene Ontology annotation, biological process: response to endoplasmic reticulum stress; protein folding.
AUAGUCAACUCCUCAUCUCCAGUUCCCAUUCUCCUGUGUUUGCAACUUUACAUUUCUCCUGAAAACAAUGUCAGUAAGAAGAUUUCUCAUCCUCCUCUUCUUUACAAUCCUUCGUCUCUUCACAAUCUCCUCCUGGCUCUCUCCUUUCAAUAUUUACUUGUCAAUAGUAAUUCUUGCAAACGGCCUUUCAUUCACAUACCAUUACUUGAAUUACGGUGGCUUUUCAACCUCCUGGAAACCAUAUCAUAGGGAGAGGUGGUGGAAGCUUUGGCUGCGGAGCAUGUGGGCCACGAUUGGCGAGAAGGAUGUGGCGGUUUUGACAGACAAUAACUUCAGCGAUUUCGUUGGCAGAAAUCAGUAUGUGAUGUUGAAUUUCUAUGAGCAUAGGUGCGAAUGGUGUUGGAAGCUGGCACCGGAAUAUGCUGCGGCUGCUACCAUGUUGAAGGGUAAGGCCGUUCUUGCAAAAAUCGAUUCCAAAGAGACAAAGUUGGCGAUGAAGUUCAAGGUUACUGGAUGGCCCACUUUAUACUUAUUGAUCGGUGGAGCUCACAAGGUUCUUUAUGACUCUAAGAAUCGGACCAGGGAUGCUAUUGCUAAUUGGGUGAAUCAGAUAAUGAACAUCACUGUUCAAAAUGUCACAACAAAUGAGGAGGCAGAACGAAUAUUAUCACAAGCAAUAAAAUCUGUGACGGUUUUGGGAUUGCUGGACACUUUAGAGGCGGUACUCAGACAGGAAACCUCUCCUUCCUCAAAUGGAUCCAUACAAGAUCACUUGGUUGGAACACCGUCUUCUUCCUUCCCUUGUUAG